Molecule: messenger RNA, 3317 nt
Organism: Boleophthalmus pectinirostris (great blue-spotted mudskipper)
Lineage: Eukaryota; Metazoa; Chordata; Actinopteri; Gobiiformes; Gobiidae
Gene: stxbp3
Product: syntaxin binding protein 3
Exons: 19
Coding region: 47-1822 (591 amino acids)
Biological process (GO): vesicle-mediated transport; intracellular protein transport; neurotransmitter secretion
Cellular component (GO): secretory granule; plasma membrane
Molecular function (GO): syntaxin binding
Source: RefSeq, a predicted model, not a curated record
UCAGCGACGCUGGACCGGAAGAGUUGCAGAGGAAAAGAAACACAAAAUGGCAUCGGGUUUGGAUCACGGGCUGAAAAAAAGUGUUUGGAAAAGAAUAAAAGAAACCAUAAUUGAAGACUGCAGAAAGUCAGAAGUAUGGAAGAUUUUGAUCUUGGACCCAUUCACCACCAAACUUCUGUCAUCAUGCUGCAAAAUGUCCGAUCUGAUGGCAGAGAAAAUCACGAUUGUGGAGGAUUUGUACAAAAUCCGAGAGCCUGUUUUAGAAAUGAAGGCCAUCUACUUCAUGACCCCAACAUCUAAGUGUGUGGAGGCCCUCGUUCGAGACUUCAAGCCCAAACCUAAAUAUAAAUCAGCGUAUGUUUAUUUCACCAAUUACUGUCCCGAUGACCUCUUCAACAACAUGAAGCUUUCAUGUGGAAAGUAUAUCCGAGUCUGUAAGGAACUCCACAUCUCCUUCAUGCCUCAAGAAGCACAAGUGUUCACAUGUGAUUACCCCGGAGCUUUCCAGAGUAUCUACAGCCCUCACAGCCAGGACAAAAAGAAGACACUGGAGACGCUGGCCGAUCAACUGGUGACUCUUUGUGAUACCCUGGACGAGUACCCAGGGGUCAGAUACAAAAAGGACAGCAACAUGGAGAACGCAAAGACGCUUGCUGAGCUGGUAGACAACAAACUGGCCCAACAUUACGAGCUGGACGAGAGUGGGAAGAAAAAGGGGAAGACUCAGGCCCAGCUGCUGAUCAUGGAGCGAGGGUUUGAUCCUGUCAGUCCCAUUUUACAUGAGCUCACAUACCAGGCCAUGGCCUACGACCUCGUGGACAUCAAUGAAGACACGUACAAGUAUAAGGCUAAAGACGGAGCAGAGAAACAGGCUCUGCUCAAUGAGGACGACAUGCUGUGGGUCAAACUCCGGCACAAACACAUUGCAGAAGUCACUGAACAAAUUCCAAAGAUGGUGAAAGAAAUAUCUGCCAGCAAGAGGCAGCCUGAUGCAAAGAUUACAAUCAGUAAUCUUUCCCAAAUGAUGAAGAAGAUGCCUGCAUUCCGUAAACAGAUCACAGAGAAAACAGUCCAUCUACAGUUGGCUGAGGACUGCAUGAAGCACUUUUCAAACAACGUGGAGAAACUGUGUAAAGCUGAACAGGACCUGGCUGUGGGCUCUGAUGUGGAGGGGGUCAAAGUGAAGGACCCCAUGAGGACGCUGCUCCCUGUGUUACUGCAUCCGUACAGUAUCCCGGACAAGAUCAGAGCCGUGCUGCUGUACAUCUUCAGUGUUAAUGGAACAACAGAAGAAAACUUGAAUAAACUCAUCCAACAUGUGAAGAUCGAAGACCAAAAGGAAUUUAUCCUGAACUGGAAAGAGCUGGGAGUUCCCAUUAUUACAUCGCCAAGUUUCUUCUCCCGAAAACCUUCACGGAGAGACCGAUCUCAGGGGGAAACCUACAACCUGUCAAGAUGGACGCCGGUCAUUAAAGACAUCAUGGAAGAUGCAGUGGAGAACAAACUGGACACCAGAGAGUGGCCUCAUCAGUCUGAGUGUCCGGCCGCGUGGAACGGCUCUGGAGCGGUCAGCGCCCGUCAGAAGCACAAGCCCAGCUCCCAGGACGAGCGGAGGGGCGCCAGGUUGAUCAUCUUUAUCAUCGGAGGGGUCACGCACUCUGAGAUGCGCUGUGCCUACGAGGUCACCCAGGCAGUCAAGUCCUGUGAAGUCAUCGUUGGUUCAUCUCAUAUUCUGACCCCGACCAGCCUCCUCAAUGACAUCAAGGCUCUGAGCAAAGGGCCUAUGGAGACUUUUACUAUCGACGAGCGCAGCAACGCCUGAAAAAACAUGAAGCACCUGAACGCAUCCCCAAUGUCCAGUUACUGUUCGUCUCUGCACACUGCACUGUUGGGAAUCAAAGGGUGUGUUCAUACUUAGUCCUGUUUUGAGCCCAGUUUAGUCUUGAUGUUGGACUUGGUUUGAUUCUGUUCUAGUCCUUAUACAUUUGGUUCAUGUUAGAGAUACACGGAUAUAUUGGUUGGACAAUAUAUGGACUUUUUAGCGUAUUUAGCCUUAAAUGUCCAUUUUAGGUCUAUAUUUUGUUGUGGUCAAUCUGCAACCUAAUAAAUAUACACAGAGCUUUAUAUCAACACUUUAAUACAAAGAGACAGCUGCACAAAACGUGACUACACAGGCCUCUUACAGGUUUGUGGUAAAAAAAGAAAAGUUUGGGUGACUUUGUAGUAAAUUUAGAUUGUACAAUUUGGGGAAAACAAUCGAAAUCAGCCCUACAUAUCAGUCCAAAAAAUAACAGCAGAGAUUAUCGGUCAUUGUUUCAUCGUUUUAUCAGUAUUGGCAUCGCCUAUGAAAAAAACAGAACCUGUGGAGCUCCUGUUACCUGAUAUCUUAACAUGCAACAUCCUUAACAAAUCCCUAUACUUUAAACAGAUGGAGGACAGGUUAGAACUCUAUGGUAGAAUUUCCUGUGAAACUGUCAGAUUGCAGAUUUGUUGACCUGGUUUAUGGUUAAUAUCUGUAGUUACUGGGCCUAUCCACUUGAAACAAAAACUGGCGCUAAGAUUAGCGUCUCUUCAGUCUAAAUAACAAUUUAUUUUUUUUGCACAAUAGCCUCAGAAAGUGGUGCCAUUAAUCAACUCUGAAGGUGUGAUUUUUGUCAGUUGAAAGAUUAUUAAAACAUGAGAUUAAUAUGGAAGGUUCAACAUUUGUGAAUCAUAAAUUUGGAUAUUUAUUUAAAAAAACAGUGAAUUUCCCAUAGAGUUUUAUACGCCCUUACCCACCGUCUGAGAUUAUGACUGAAUUAUAGAACCUGAACACAGUUUAUUUAGUCAGGGUUUAAUCCAGAUUUAGACCCAAGUUUAGGAAGUGUGAACACACCCACAGACAUAAGGGAAUCCACUUAAAAAUCAUAUUUAUAUUGUGUGUAAUUAUAAUUUUAACCUUCUUUACAGUCCUUUUUAUGAGGGAAGGUUGCUUCAAUCUGGCUUUUAAAGUUUAUUUGCCGAAUGAACAAAAAAUGAUUUACACAUUUAUACGAAUAACUAGUUUGUAGGCUUUUUUCACUGUCUUUAAUUUACCCGGGAGACCUUAUGAUGUCAUUGCCUUACGUGUUUGCCUUUAUAAUAGCUAUUACCUGUGUUAAAUGUAUGAGAUUAAAUAAGUCUGGCUAUUGUAUAUAACCCUGAAUAGCACUGCUACAGCCAGAGGUUUUGGUUAUUACUGUUUGACCACAAUGUGUAAUUUUGAAAUGUUUUAACAGAGAUUAUUGACCCUUUUUAAAUGUUGAAUUGCUGACUAAUAAAGAAUGAAGUGAUUCAAA